ACGUCAAUCAGGCUUCGAGCCGAUUUCGGGAAGGGUAAAGCCGGGGUGUUUGUAUCAGAGGCUUGCUCCUGCUCUCGGUGCCGGAGCCAGGGUGCGCAGGGGUAGGGAGAGAAUAGCAAUGGUCAAUAGCAUGUUCGGCGGUGACAAACUGAGUGGGGCUGCUGCGCAAGGGAACUGGCGAGAGGUUAAACGUCUUCUGAACGAAGAGAAGGUGAAUGCGAACGCGGUGAAUAAAUACGGACGGACCGCAUUGCAGGUGAUGAUGUUGGGGUGUACCUUUGUUGCAGAGGAGCUACUGAAGAAUGGAGCGGACCCCAAUGUCCGGGAUAAAAAUGGCUUUUCCCCAGCACACGACAUAGCCCGCAGUGGUUUCUUGGAUACCAUGGUGGUCCUGAUGAAGUACCAAUCUGAUGUAAACUUGGAGGAUGCCUCGGGCUGUCUACCAAUACAUCUGGCUGCCCAAGAGGGCCACCUAAAUGUUGUGCAGUUCCUGGCUUCUAGGUCAAGCAUUUGGCACAAGAACCACAGAGGGCAGACCCCACUUGAUUUGGCACGGGUUUCAGGCAGAACUGAAGUGGUGGAAUGGCUGGAGCAAGUAAUACAAUGCCAAAGCUCACAGUGAUUUCCCCAGCUGCUGGGACAUUAACAUUUCCUCAAUUUAACCUCCUCAAAGCAUGGUCUACUUUGUAUUGCACUGUUAAUUCCAUUUUUUUAAAAAAUUUUAAGUCACUCCUUGGGUCUUGAACUAGAGUGGAAGCGCUUCCACCCCCAAAUUUUGAUGGCCAUCUUGCCCCUAAAAGUAGCCAAGUAACUUAAUCAUCGAUGAGCAGAUUUUUUUCUUUACUUGUGCCACCUUAUUGUUGUGUAAAUUCAAAUGGGAGCUACAAUGAACAGCGCAUGAGAGCUUGCACGUGUGGCCUCAGGAGCUCUAGGCAUUGCAGAAGCUCAGUCUGCAGUGAUCUAUUCCACAUACUCGGAAACAUGCACCUUUAGAAGGCUGCUUGGGUGGAAGAGAACUCUGGUGCGUGGGCAGAGAGCACAGCUGGGAGCUAUGAUCACUGGAUCUGUGGAUCAGCAUUGAACCAUGGGGUGUGGGGGAGAUGUGGAAUCGGUCGUUCUGCCCAUGUGGCCUCAAUAAGAGUGCCUCAGGGAAAAUAGUGUCUCUGAAAUAGGAAUAUCCCAUGUACAAGGGGGUUAAAGAUCCAAGGCUUCAUUUUGUUUUAACCAAUGAGUGUUUACAUUGAUUUAAAGUACUGUAAAAUUACGUUGUGCUUUUCAAUUUUUUGAAGUUAAAAUGGUUUAUUUUGUGUUUCACAAAGGAAACAGAACAGUUAAUGUAGCAAUGAACUUGUCCUGAGUGCUCUAGUGAUUCAUAAAUGAGUGUGUUUUCAUUUUUUUUGAGUUAUUGUCCCCAUUGACUUAAAUGCCCCCUUUUUUUCUGAAACAAAAUCAAGAGUAUGCUUAUCUUUAGAAGAUAUGGUGAAGCACUUAAAUUUCUGGGUGUGAUCUAUUUGAGCAACAUUGCACAUACACAAGGCAUGUUUGCAGUUUUUACAGAACAGGAACUGUAUACUAAAGUGUGGAUGGGGUGUGAUCGGCAAAACAAACAGAUUCGAGGGGCCGAAUGGUCUACUUCUGCACCUAUUGUCUAUAAGAUUCUAGAAUCCCAGAGUUAUGGCUCUUUGGAUAUAUAUGGAAGCAGAGACAUGUUUAUCUGGAUUGAACAGAUACUAGGGGGAAUCCACUACCCAAUGAUGAAAACAUCCCCACUGGGUGAAGAGCAGUCCUGGGACCUGCUAUAAUUCUUGCCACUUACUUUAUGCAUCAGACUAAGAGCAUCUUUAAAUUUUGUUUAGUUGAUGGCAUAUGGAAGCUGAAAGUUUGAGGCUUAAAUUUUCACACAGAAAGAUUCAGUUUUCCUCAAAACUGAUACUGGGCAAAACAUUGUUGGAAACACUGAUGCAGACAGUGAAAUCCUGACAACAUUUCAAAUCUUGUGUCUAUAGUGUUACUGUAACUAUAGGGGUUGAGAGUCUAUUAAACUUGUCAUGAUAGUGCACGGGUGUGCCCACAAAUGUAGUUAUCUCAGCCUAAUUUCCAUAUAAGGUAUGUGUAAUAUGCAAAACAAGUUGAGUAUUUUUGUUACCCAUUUAUUGCCCACAGGUUGAAGACGUGGCAUUUCCCCUAGAAUUCUAUCUGCCUUGGAGACAAAGGUAGAGAACCCCCAGGACAGGGAGCUCAAGCUUCCUCCUCCUGUCUGAUGGUCUUUUGGAAUGAAGGGGAACAAUUCAAAUUAAAAUUUACAAAGGAAUAUACAGAUCAUGUUCCCAUAUUUUGCCUAAAUCUUUUAUUCAAAUUGUUGAUUUAAUUUCCUUAUACUUUUGUGUAGGGGUGACAAAAUGCUGGAGUAAAAACUUGAGGUCAACCUGUUGCUCUAGUGUGCUCUUAUCAAGAAUCUGUAGUUUCUCAUCCAUCACUCCACCCUCAAAAGUUCAAACAUCACCUUGUCCGUGACAAGCAAUUAAUCUGCUUAUGGCUUUUCCUGUGGCUGAAUUCAUUCACUCUCACCUUGCCCACUUUGUCUAUCACACAUAAACAUUCUCACUCCUGGGUCAGAUGGUUGUGGUAUCAAGCACUAACCCUCAGACCUGAGCACAAAAAUCCAGGCUGAUAAUUCAGUGAGAGUAGGCGGCAUCAUUGAAGGAGCCUCCGCUUAUAUUGCAGAUAGGUGAAGUAGAAGGUUCCAGGAAACAUUUUGAAGAGGACUGAAGUUAGCCCUCAGGUCCUAGGCACUAUUUACACUUAC
Messenger RNA from Hypanus sabinus (Atlantic stingray), 2806 nucleotides. RefSeq names its product cyclin-dependent kinase 4 inhibitor D-like. The record is from RefSeq and is a predicted model, not a curated record. The coding region runs from base 119 to 622 and encodes 167 amino acids. Lineage: Eukaryota; Metazoa; Chordata; Chondrichthyes; Myliobatiformes; Dasyatidae. Gene Ontology annotation, biological process: negative regulation of cell population proliferation; regulation of cyclin-dependent protein serine/threonine kinase activity. The transcript has 2 exons. Gene Ontology annotation, molecular function: protein kinase binding; cyclin-dependent protein serine/threonine kinase inhibitor activity. Gene Ontology annotation, cellular component: nucleus.